ACCCUUAAUGAGCCGUGAAAGACUGCAACGGCUUGCUAUAAAUAGGGAAGAAGAGGCAACGAAACAUUAUAUUAGUACCACGAUCUAGUUAGAGACUCGAUUCAUAUAUAGCUUCGUAUCGAUCUUCCACAUGGAGAACAAGAGGCUCGAAGGCAAGGUCGCUGUCAUCACCGGCGGCGCUAGCGGCAUCGGCGAGGCCGCCGUCAAGCUGUUCGUCAGCCAUGGCGCUCGUGUCAUCGUCGCCGACGUCCAAGACCAGAAGGGGGAGGCGCUCUGCGCCACCCUGGGCGGCGCCGCUUCGUACGUCCACUGCGACGUCCGGCUCGAGGCCGACGUGAAGCGCGCCGUCGACACCGCCAUCUCGCUCCACGGCAGGCUGGACGUCAUGUUCAACAACGCCGGCAUCAGCGACCCCGCCGGCAGCAGCAUCCUCGGCGAGGGCGACCUGACCGCGGCGUUCGAGCGGGUGAUGGGCGUCAACGUGCUGGGCGCGCUGCUGGGCACGAAGCACGCGGCGCGGGCCAUGACGGCGACGCCCGGCGGCGGCGGGAGCAUCAUAACGACGGCCAGCGUGGCGUCGGUGAUGGGCGGGCUGGCGCCGCCGGUGUACACGUGCUCGAAGCACGCGCUGCUGGGGCUGACGCGGGCCGCUGCGACGGAGCUGGGGAAGCACGGGGUGCGAGUCAACUGCGUGUCGCCGGCGCUGGUGGCCACGCCGCAGGCGGUGUCGCACACGCAGGCGAGCCUGGAGGAGCUGGAGGCGAUGGGGGAGGCGAUCUCCACCCUCAAGGGCGUCAAGCUGAAGGCGGAGGACAUCGCGGAGGCGGCGCUCUUCUUAGCCAGCGACGAGUCCAGAUUCGUCAGCGGCCACAACCUCAUGGUCGACGGCGCCAGCACCGCUACCAAAAUAUUCUGAGCGAAUCCAAUUAGAUACGACCGUUAUAUCAUUUGAAUAAUAUAUAACUGCGCGCACGCUCAUAGCAGUUAUAAUUUAAAAUAGUAAUUUCUGUUUCAUUGCCGUCAAAACUGCUGCCAUUGUUGUAGUAGUUUUUUUUUUUUUUGGCUUAAAAUAAUAAUGCGUGUGACUUUUCAUCUCAGGUCAACGUUGAAUAAACAGUCAAUUUUUUCGUGUC
Zingiber officinale is the source of this 1133-nucleotide messenger RNA. Its product is annotated as sex determination protein tasselseed-2-like. Bases 131 to 916 code for a protein of 261 amino acids. NCBI's taxonomy places the organism in Eukaryota, Viridiplantae, Streptophyta, Magnoliopsida, Zingiberales, Zingiberaceae. The record is from RefSeq and is a predicted model, not a curated record. The transcript has 2 exons.